Messenger RNA from Plasmodium gonderi, 831 nucleotides. Its product is annotated as variable surface protein. The record is from RefSeq and is a predicted model, not a curated record. NCBI's taxonomy places the organism in Eukaryota, Apicomplexa, Aconoidasida, Haemosporida, Plasmodiidae. Bases 1 to 831 code for a protein of 276 amino acids. The transcript has 2 exons.
AUGAUGAUGGGAAAAACAAAGUUCAACAUUUUUUCUAUAUUUUGGAUAUUUUUAAUUAUUCUAUGCAAAAAUCAUUAUAGGCAUGAUGUGGUAAUACAUUACAUAAGUCCUUCAGAGUUCGAAACCUUGUUUAACAUAUAUAAAAUGAGCGAAAUAAGUGUAGUACAAAUUAAUCGAAUAAUGGCAAAGCAUGAAAUACAGAAAAACUUGAAAAAUAGUGUAUUGAGAGAAAAAAAUUAUGUUAAGGAAAAAAAUAAGAGAACAAAAAACAUAGAAGAUAAUGCACCAACAUAUGAAAAAAUAAAAAAUGAGACGUUAAAUGAAUUGGAUGCUUAUAUGCGAAGUUAUUAUUCUAGAUAUGCUAAAAGGAAAGGAUUAGGUAAAUUAGACUGUUCGUGUGAAAAAAAAAUAUUCGAUAUAAUUGAUAAAUCAAGAAAAAGUAAUAACAAAAAUCUUAAGAAAAAAAUACAUUUGAAAUACGGAUUUGGUUUUGUUACUACAUGUCUACUUCCUUUACUUGGAAUAAUUUUACCUCUGCUAGAUAUGAUAUAUAGUAGCACUAAGCAUAUUCUUCCGUGUCCUACGACGGGGUCUUGUACAGGGAGUGAUCAAUGGAAAGGUGGAUAUAAAUCUAUUUUAUCUGUUUCCGGAAUACCCGUUGAGGUUUCAUAUAUUUAUAUUGCAUUCUUUUUAACAUUAUCAUAUAUAAUAUUGGCACUCAUUAUUUAUAUAAUGGUGAAAAUUGUAAAAUAUGAAAAAUUAAAGGCAGAGAAAGGAAAAAUGUAUUUUAAGGAAUAUUGUGAUUUCUGCAAAGAAGUGAUUAGUAAAUGA